This is a messenger RNA of Aspergillus ibericus CBS 121593, 1481 nucleotides long. Its product is annotated as SNG1 family protein. The transcript has a single exon. Gene Ontology annotation, cellular component: membrane. The record is from RefSeq and is a predicted model, not a curated record. The coding region runs from base 1 to 1437 and encodes 478 amino acids. NCBI's taxonomy places the organism in Eukaryota, Fungi, Ascomycota, Eurotiomycetes, Eurotiales, Aspergillaceae.
AUGAUGGCCUUCUAUCCCGCCGCGCGACAUCGUCCGCACCGCAGCAUCCACGACCCGGCGGUGCGGCCCCUGCGCCUGGCCGUCAUCAAAGCCGCCACCAUCAACCUGCUCAUCCUGCAACUGCUCUUUCUCGGGCUGUUCUGCUAUCUGUUUGGGUCCAUCUUCCAGCAAACGACUCACAUCCACAACCUGAACAUCCUCUUUGUGGAUUACGACGGCGGCCCCAUCGGCCAGGCCAUCCGCGCCGCUUACCAACAGCUCCAAGGCCCCGGCUUCCCGACCCUCCAGGAACAGUCCCCGGACCGAUACCCCCAGCCGACCUCCAUCAUCUCCUCCGUCUGUCACAUCCACCACUGGGGGGGCCUAUACACUUCCCCUAAUGCUUCUAACCGCUUAUCCGCCGCCCUCGCCGACCCCGCCACCACCUACAACCGCAGCGACAUCCUCACCCUGGUAUGGAACGAGGCCCGCUACCCGUCCGUCAUCGACUCAGCCAUCCAAUCCCCCAUGCAAUCCCUCUCCAACGCGGCCCGCAUCGCCUACACGCAAUCCAACGGUCUCCAGAUUCUGCAAACCAUGAACCAGACGGACCCCGCCGCCAUCUCCCUCCUCGCCAACCCCUGGUCCCUCUCCUCCAUCAACCUUCAACCCACCACCCAAGGCUCCCGUCUCAUCUACAACACUCUCGUAGUGAUUCUCAUUCUCAUCCAAGAAUUCUUCUACCUCGGCUAUUUGAACGGCCUGUACCAGCAGUUUCAUCUCUACGUGGCAGUGGACGCUCACCGCAUCGCCAUCGUCCGCCAACUCCUCUCCGUCACGUACACCUUUAUCGGCUCGCUCUGCACCACCGGUGCGAUCUGGGCCUUUCGGUAUGACUGGCACGUGUCCGGGGGACAGUACAUGCUCACCUGGAUGACACUAUGGCUCUUCGCUCAUCUCAACUUUCUCGUUCUGGAUAUGUUCACCAUCUGGCUGCCUCCACCGGUGGUCCCGAUGGCGUUGAUCUCGUGGGUCGUAUUAAACGUGACUUCAAUUUUAUUGCCGUUUGAAUUGUCGCCUGGUUUCUAUCGCUGGGGACAUGCCCUCCCCGCGCAUAGUGUCUUCCAGGUCAUGGUGGAUAUCUGGUCCGGGGGAUGUAAUCCGCAGUUGGACUAUGCGUUGCCGGUGUUGUUUGCAUAUGAGGUGGUGGGGUUGGUGGUGAGUACGGUGGGGGUGUAUCGUCGGGCGCAUUAUGCGGUACUGGCCGAAGAGAAGCAGGCUGAGGAUGCAGAGGUACCCGAAACACCAGAGACGGCUGGCGAGGCGUCGGGGGUGCAACGCCAGGAGACCGAGACAGAGGGAGUAAGCGGCAUCCAGCAGGAAAUGUCGAGACUGGACCGGAUCAGGACUAGUCGACAGAGCAUGGGACCGGCGUUUGAUCUGCCGUAUACUGACUGACAGCGAUCAAAUAUCAUUCACGAUGCAGCUUUUAAUGCCAUACC